GUGGAGGUCAGAGUUGUGUCUGGUGAGCUAAGGUCUAAGAGGAGAGAAGACCAACACCAUCUGAAGGAGACAUGGCUGCUAAACUGUUUGAAGCUGUUGGCAAGUUUGGCCUGGGCUUAGCUGUUGUAGGAGGAGUUGUCAACUCUGCCUUAUAUAAUGUGGAUGCUGGCCACAGAGCUGUCAUCUUUGAUAGGUUUCGUGGAGUCCAAGACAUUGUUGUAGGGGAAGGGACUCAUUUUCUCAUCCCAUGGGUACAGAAACCAAUUAUUUUUGACUGCCGUUCCCGGCCACGGAAUGUCCCAGUAAUCACUGGUAGCAAGGAUUUACAGAAUGUCAAUAUCACUCUUCGUAUUCUCUUCCGACCUGUUGCCAAUCAGCUGCCCCGAAUCUUCACCAGCAUUGGUGAGGACUACGACGAGCGAGUGCUGCCAUCCAUCACCACUGAGAUCCUCAAGUCAGUGGUAGCUCGAUUUGAUGCUGGAGAAUUGAUUACCCAGAGAGAACUAGUCUCCAGGCAAGUGAGUGAUGACCUCACAGAGCGAGCUGCGACCUUUGGGCUCAUCCUAGAUGAUGUUUCUUUGACGCAUCUGACCUUUGGGAAGGAGUUCACGGAGGCAGUAGAAGCCAAACAGGUGGCUCAGCAGGAAGCAGAGAGGGCCAGAUUUGUAGUGGAAAAGGCUGAGCAACAGAAGAAAGCAGCCAUCAUCUCAGCAGAAGGUGACUCCAAAGCAGCCGAGCUGAUUGCCAAUUCACUGGCCACUGCAGGAGAUGGCCUAAUAGAGCUUCGUAAGCUGGAAGCCGCAGAGGACAUCGCAUACCAGCUUUCCCGUUCUCGAAACAUCACCUACCUGCCUGCUGGACAGUCAGUGCUCCUCCAGCUUCCCCAGUGAGGUCUGUGGCCUCACCAGUCCUACCCCACUCAACCAUGAUCUAAUCCACAGUCUUUUCCCUGCCCCCCUCCUGCCCAAAAUCACUGUGAAAUUUAAUGAUUUGGCUUAAGCAAAGGAAAUAAAAUUAAAGUCAUUUUGGGAUCUUUAAUUUCUCCAUGAGAUUUAAGCUCUUUCAUUCUUUACAUCUUUCUUGUCCACCCCAAUUUUAAGUGAGAACUAAUAUCUGUCUUGAACAAGUGGCUGGGGCAACAAUACCCUCAAUCCUCUGGAGAAGUUCAACCUCGGUGCUGCUGGGAACAGGUCAAAGGAAGAAGGGCAGAGACAGAUACACAAGUGGACAAUUUUAAUGAACUGAUGUAAACUAGAGCUUCCCACCAUUUGACCAGAGAUGGUGAAAAAAAGAUAGCACCCAGAGCCUUAGUUAGCUAUUAGAGAAGGGAGCCCUCCAUUCAUUCCAGCAUUUUGUUUAUAGUUUAGAGGAGGUGCUGUGGAGACUCAGGAAGGAAAUGGUCCUUCUAUUGCUAUGAGGUUGAUCAUUAACUAUGGGACUAAUGGAAGCACACGUGUAUGUGAUUGGUACUGAGAAAGCUGGCCUUUCAGGGAUAUAAGGGAAAUUUUCUCUUCCUCUAAUCCAAAGGGUUCUAAGGAUGGAAUGGUCUUUGGGGGAUCCACCUGAAAGCUUCUUUCUCCCUCAUCUCUAGCAUCUUUUAAAAUGCUUAGGAGGGAACUCUCAGUGUGAGGGAUUGCAUUCAGCACUGACUGAAUGUCCUCUCCAUUGAUGUGCAAUUCUGAGUUCCUGGCUCUUUUAUUCAGAGACACUGACCUUCCAGACAACUUUGUGGCUCAAGGAAUGGGAACAGCCGUGGGGGAAGAGUACAAAUUGUGUAACCUGCCUUCAAUAAAUGACACCCAAAUUCCCUA
Molecule: messenger RNA, 1811 nt
Organism: Antechinus flavipes (yellow-footed antechinus)
Lineage: Eukaryota; Metazoa; Chordata; Mammalia; Dasyuromorphia; Dasyuridae
Gene: PHB1
Product: prohibitin 1
Exons: 7
Coding region: 72-890 (272 amino acids)
Biological process (GO): mitochondrion organization
Cellular component (GO): membrane; mitochondrion
Source: RefSeq, a predicted model, not a curated record